GUUAAGUCAUUCAGUUUGUUGUCUCCAUUAUUUACGUUUGUGCUCUAAAUACUUAAUUAAAUGAAUUAUUUCACAAUGAGUGAUUUGUACAGUUAGUUGGUGUUAAUUAAUCGUGGCAGUUUUGAGGUUAUGACUAUUUUUAAACAAUGGAUCAGCAAAAAUCAGAGAUUAGCGAUAAGUUAAGCCAACUUAAAGUGCAAGAAAUGGGGCACCCACUUCAAGGGAACAAUAAUGAAGAUUGUGAGACCGCUGAGGAGGCUAUCACGACUGAUUCUGAAGACUACCUAUCAGAACCUUUAAGAUAUCGCAACUUCCAAUAUUCCACCACGACUUCCAAUGAUUCCAAUUCAACACUAGUUGAAGAAAAUUCGAUUCCUGAAGAAAACGCCAAUUUUUUCUCAUACAACGGAGACAAUCUCAACAAUAUACAAAUUCCGAUAGUUGGGUAUGAGAUUAUGGAAGAAAGAGCGCGUUUUACGGUUUACAAAUUGCGCAUUGAAAAUAAAGUGAGUGGCGAUUGCUGGUACGUUUUCCGGCGUUACACCGACUUUGUAAGGCUGUGCAAUAGAAUACGCAAUUCCCACACCCACAUUGUCCAGCUCCUCCCCCGAAAAAGGUGGUUGAAGAACAAUUUCGAUCCCUUAUUUCUUGAAGAAAGAGUCAGCGGUUUGCAAACUCUGGUUAACGCAAUACUUGCUGAACCGUCACUUAUUACAUCACAGGAAAUACAGGAUUUUUUCUGUCUGAAUGAACCGCCGAUUUAUUCCGAAACGAAUGAGGAGUCAAGAGCAAUGUUUGAAGCUCUAGAGGAGACAAUCAAUGAUUUGAAGGUGCAAUUGAGGGAAAAAGACGCAAUUAUUGACUCGUUGCAAGAUUCGUUGCAUUCAAAGACGUUAGAGGCCGAUAAUUUACUAAAAAUUAUUAAGAAUUCGGUGAUGAACUGCCAGAAGUGUCAAAAGGAGUGCGAAAAUUUUACCAAACUCAUUAAAUGACGAAGGGUUUUAUUUAUUUAUCGUAUUAUAUUAACGCACCAUCACAGUGUAUUAUUAAAUCAAUUAAGUUAACUAAUGUGCAGCUUUUAUAAAUAAAUAUAUAACGUAAUGUU
Messenger RNA from Tribolium castaneum (red flour beetle), 1105 nucleotides. It is a transcript of the gene Snx16, whose product is annotated as Sorting nexin 16. NCBI's taxonomy places the organism in Eukaryota, Metazoa, Arthropoda, Insecta, Coleoptera, Tenebrionidae. Bases 147 to 992 code for a protein of 281 amino acids. Gene Ontology annotation, cellular component: late endosome; early endosome; extrinsic component of endosome membrane. The transcript is spliced from 5 exons. The record is from RefSeq and is a predicted model, not a curated record. Gene Ontology annotation, molecular function: phosphatidylinositol binding. Gene Ontology annotation, biological process: early endosome to late endosome transport; protein targeting to lysosome; endosome to lysosome transport.